Nanorana parkeri is the source of this 1324-nucleotide messenger RNA. RefSeq names its product ubiquitin conjugating enzyme E2 J1 (gene UBE2J1). Bases 17 to 982 code for a protein of 321 amino acids. NCBI's taxonomy places the organism in Eukaryota, Metazoa, Chordata, Amphibia, Anura, Dicroglossidae. The transcript is spliced from 8 exons. The record is from RefSeq and is a predicted model, not a curated record.
CGAUGCGGCGUGACGUAUGUGGGCGGAGCAGGGGCGGGGAACUGGCAGCUACUGUCAGACAGUCAUGGAGGCUCGCUACAACUUGAAGAGCCCCGCGGUCAAACGACUUAUGAAAGAAGCUGCAGAAUUGAAGGAUGCCACAGAUCAUUACCAUGCCCAACCACUAGAGGAUAAUCUGUUUGAAUGGCACUUUACUGUUCGAGGCCCCCCAGAUUCUGAUUUUGAUGGUGGCAUCUACCACGGCAGAAUUGUUCUCCCUCCAGAGUAUCCCAUGAAACCCCCAAGUAUCAUUUUGUUAACGGCUAAUGGUAGGUUUGAAGUUGGAAAGAAAAUUUGCUUAAGUAUUUCUGGUCAUCACCCUGAAACAUGGCAGCCAUCCUGGAGUAUACGAACUGCAUUGUUGGCUAUUAUUGGGUUCAUGCCUACCAAAGGUGAAGGUGCCAUAGGUUCUCUGGAUUACACACCUGAAGAAAGGAAAGCACUUGCCAAAAAGUCUCAGGACUACUUUUGUGACGCAUGUGGAACAAGCAUGAAGACUGCUUUACUCCCUCUAAGUUCAGAAUCCAGCCAAGAUGACAGAGAAGCCAGAGAACUUGCAAGACAGAUCAAUUUUACGGUAAAUCCUCCUGGAAGUUCUCAAGCAGAAGGAAGUGGCACCACACAGAAACCAAAACCACCUGAAACAGAGCAGACUGCUGACACAGUGCCUCUGGCUGAGACUCAGGAUAGAGAAGCUCCAUCUGGUGAAGAAGCUGCACAACCAGCACCCGCUCCCAAUCUGUCGAGGAGCCCUCGGCAGCGACGAGCACAACAGAGAAGGAACCCUGCCUCUCCAGGGCUCAUCCCAGUCCAGCAACAUGCUGUCAAUGCAAGCAACACUGGGACAACAUUGCUGAUCGUAUUGUUGACAUUAGCAUUGGCAGCUCUUAUUUUCCGCAGAAUAUACUUGGCCAAUGACUACAUUUUCGACUAUGAGCUAUAAUGUUUGGUUGGUUCUGUAAGGAAUCGACAUGAACGCUUGUUAAAACAUGUUUAAGUUAUGACAACUAUUUCCAGGAAUGACUUUCUGUUCAAAACCUUUUUAUCUGCUUAGAUGGCUAUGGCAUUCUAUAACAUUAUUGCUGGAGUUGGCUGGAUCUUUCUUCCAAUCAGGCUUAUAUACUUUGAACAAGUACUUUGUUUAUACAAAUUAUAUUUAUAUGUUUUCUGAACAAAAUUAAUAAUGGACAGCAAACCACCCAUUUUGUGCAAAAGAAAACAACUGCACUCCCACCAUAGAUAGAUAUACUGUUGCAAUGUUUUUAAUGCCUAGGGUAUGUUAAAU